AUCAUUUUCCUCACGUAGGAAUCAACCACCAAACCACACCCAAAGACAACGAAGUCGCACUACCAUACCACCUAGAACAGCAUUCCAUUUACAACUUCGUCGAGAUCACCAUGUAUUCGGUCGUCGCUGAGCUGUAAACACCCACUGCGGGACAUGCCUGCACUGGGCGUGUCCCGUAGUCCGUCAGUUCACCGAGAGAUUCAACCCACUGCCCAAUCGACGAAGUUCCACAGACUUUAACUGUCUUGUGCUCUCUUCCCCGACCGAAGAAGCCUUCGAAGAAAGUCUGCAACCUAAACAGAAACCUACGCAUUAACGCCCCUACAUGCUCUUGGGCUCCACGCGAUUCAUACUUACUUGCAAUACUCGGCCUCCUAACCUUACUAUCCCACCCUCUACCCUCUACAUACAAUCAAUUGUUUCUCAAUACCUUGAUACCUUGCGUAAAAUUAAGCGAGGUGGAAAUUUCAAUAAUUGUAUCUACUGUGCUGCUAUUUACCGGUAGCUUGGGAAGACCCUAGCUCGAGUGGCUUCGAGGAAACGGUCGGGAACUUCACCGCCGUUUGCUUUACACCUUAAAGUACCAGAUUCGGUUCCAAGACCACAUACCCCCUGCAUACGCCUCCACAAAUCUUGCACUUGUGCACAGCAUCAUGCGGCAAGGCACGAUGAUACGCCUGAAAAUCCCGGUAACUCCAGUUAAGGCUAAGAGUCGCCGGGAUUCCGACUCCCUGUCGUCCCUGGACCUUUCAGACGACGGUGGAUAUUCAGGUGUCGAAGAUAUCACUGGCUCAGAUGACGAUGAGGAGGAUGUCGAGGCGGCCGAGGAGGAGCAUAUAUUGUCCGACGAGAUACAACAUACUACCCGGACCUCCCCUCGGCCGCACCAAGCUGAAGAUGACGACGACGAUGAAGCCCUCGGGGACGAUGAGGGAGGAGACUACGAGGAAGACGACGAUGAGAUCGAAGAGACUACUAGCUGGGAUGGCUUCCCAUCAGAACCUGAGCAAACCGAGAUUGACGAUGAUGUAGCGGGUAUUCCAGUUACAUCGGCUGUCAAACGUCGGGUUAGAUUCGAUGUUCCCGAAUCAGAGGACGAUGACGACACUGAAACAGAUGAAGAUACUGCCUAUGGCUUCUUCCCAGAUCUAUUUGUCGACAAGAGCACACUGGACCCAUCCUUCCGUCUUGAGGUCGAUCAAGACACUGAGGACGACUCCGAUGCCUAUUGGGAUCACUACGAAACCUCUAAUCUUGCCGGAAGCGUUUAUGAAGAAGAGACGUCAGAUUUUGAAGCGCUUAUGAGUGUCAUUGAAGGAGAUGAUACCACCCCUGUCGCUACGCCAGUGACACAACACGACAUGUCUACUGCAUUCUCCACCCCUGCCCCGUCGCCUGAAAAAGACGAGGAGUCUUUAGAUGGCUACCAAACUGAUGGUGACACUACGGAUGAGGAAGAACCUGCCCCAAGACCAAUUCGACGUAAAACUCGGAAGGAUCUUGAGGAAGAGGCGUCGGAAGCAUCUGACGUCGAGAUCAUCCAAGGCCGCCGUGGUCAUCCCCGUGUGGGCCGUUUCAACUUGGACAAGUCCUUGAAGAAGAAGCCUAUUGCUAUGGUUAACCCGAAAACAGGCAAAUUGAUGAUUUUCACCCAUCGAAGCAUGAAACAAGCACUUGAUCUAUCACCAGAAUCGUUCAACUUUUCUCUGUUUGACCAAGGUCAAGCAUCCCCUAUUUUGGGUAAUCCUGGUAACAUUAUGAUGAGCGGCAUGAUCUCCUCUAACACCUUUGGCGAUUUCAUGAAUACCCAUGCAGUUGGACCUGCCGAAGCGUGGUAUUCGCAGGCAACUGAUUCGAACGGAUACGGAGACAGUUCCGGGUCUGAAGCCCCCGCAGUUGAUGAAGAGGAGAAAAACCUGAAUAUCGAAGACUUCCUCGAUAUUGAUGACUAUAGCGACUCAUCUGAUGAUCAGGAGGGGGCUAACAAGGAUGACGGAGAAGACAUUCUGUGUACGCCUGGCCGACCUACGACAUCUUCUAGUGACGUGACUUCACUUCUAGACCAUUUCACGCACGAUUCCAACCUUGUUGGUGCCUUCCGAAGGGACCAAGCACAUCAUCGUUUAAUUACACGCAAUAAGGCUACACACGAUUCAUUGGCGUUCUCGGGCCCCUAUUUCGAAGGAACAUUGCGAGGUAUCAAGGAUGGGCGUAUUGCUACUGCCAAUGUUCCUAUCUCACCGCUUCGCAAACGUAAGAAGAUGCCUGAGUUUGCCAGCAGCCCUCUCUCGUCAUCUUCGAAAAGGAAGGCCUCAUCGGAGCAUCAUAUGGGCCAUAAAAGACAAAGAAGCGUUCCAGAUGUCGGACCGCUACGUAUCUAACUCUAUGGAUCGUCUCCAUCUCACUACUUCUUAUUUGUACUCUCCCCAAAUUACGUCGUUGGACGGCAUGGCCUUGAGCCAUCCCUGGCCACAGACAGCAAACUAACAAUGUUUCCUGAUCUCUUUUCCUAAAUCACCCAGUUUCCUUAUUUCAAGCGUGGGCCCGAAAGUUUACCUGUUAUUUUCAUGAUGCUCCAGGUCCUCCGCCAAGACCUUCAAUUGGCAUCUCAGAUAAGAACGAUAGAUUCUACGUGAACCAUAUUUCUCUCAGUCUUCCAAUUCGAAAUCCUGGGUAGAAGGAUUCGAAAUAAAAUACAGGCAAAAUCGUCGAUCAACAACAAAAGUUUCCUAUCAGUUGGAAUUCCUGGUCCUUUUGGUGUCAACAAGGCUUGGUUAAUGCGUGAUACCCCUGGGUCCAGCUCUAUGGGCAGCGGUGGAGUUAGGUGGAAAAGACCUUAACUUGUAGGAUUGGUUUCCCAGACAUGGGAUGCACACUUUACAUGUAAUCACUGUAUUAUCUUUCCUGUAGGAGACCAGCGAGGAUAGACACGAGUAAAAUGAAUUAUUCAUGAAAAUUUCAGAGCAC
Messenger RNA from Xylaria bambusicola, 2967 nucleotides. RefSeq lists its product as uncharacterized. Lineage: Eukaryota; Fungi; Ascomycota; Sordariomycetes; Xylariales; Xylariaceae. The transcript is spliced from 2 exons. The coding region runs from base 654 to 2381 and encodes 575 amino acids. The record is from RefSeq and is a predicted model, not a curated record.